CAUCCAAUUCUACCCUUUUCAUCAAAACUUCACUAGCUCUUAUAUAUAUACACAUAUAUAAAUAUAACCAACUCACUACCAAUAAGUUCUCCUCAACACUCCCAACUUAUAUAAUCUCACCAUUCAAAAACCCUAACUAGCUAUAUUCUCUCUAUUUUGACUCAAAACAAAUAUGAAACUAAAGAGCUCUCAUCAUCACCAUUGUUUGAUUCUUUCUUUGAUAAUAAUUUCUUGUUAUUUUGUGGCUGAAAUUCAUGGCAAAAGGCAAGCCAAAUCUCUCAUCCAUUUGAGCAAAGCUUUCUCAAAACGAAAAGCUGGAGUGGACACCAACCUUUUCGCUGUUGAUCAAAGCAAUGUAGUCAAUCAUCAUGAUCUUCACGAUCAUGAUGAUGACGAGAAAUUUUUGAAGGAGAAUGAUAGAAUUGGAAGAUUGCCGGGGCAACCGAAUGUGAAUUUUACUCAGUAUGGUGGAUAUGUUACGGUAAAUAAAACAGCGGGUCGUUCGCUCUAUUAUUAUUUUGUCGAAGCUCACUAUAAUAAGGAUUCAUUACCUCUUCUUCUUUGGCUCAAUGGAGGACCUGGUUGUUCUUCACUAGCCUAUGGAGCAAUGCAAGAGUUGGGACCAUUCAGAGUUCAUAGUGAUGGCAAAUCACUUUACUCCAACAGAUAUUCUUGGAAUUAUGCUGCAAAUGUAUUGUUCCUUGAAUCACCAGCUGGGGUAGGAUUUUCAUACUCAAACACAACAUCUGAUUAUGACAAAAGUGGAGAUGCUAACACAGCAGCUGAUAAUUAUUUAUUUUUGGUCAAAUGGUUGGAAAGAUUUCCAGAAUACAAAAACAGAGAUUUUUACAUUUCUGGAGAAAGCUAUGCUGGUCAUUAUGUCCCUCAAUUGGCUCAUACAAUUCUCUACCACAACAAUAAUAAUAAUAAUACCAACAACACCAUUAUCAACCUCAAAGGAAUCCUUAUUGGAAAUGCAGUGAUUAAUGAUGAAAGUGAUGAAAGAGGAAUGUAUGAGUACAUGGGAUCACAUGCUUUGAUAUCAGAUAAAUCAGCCAAUACCAUUAAAAAUCACUGUGACUUCUCACCUAAGGCAGCUCAGUCAACUGAGUGUGAUAUUGCCAUGGAAGAGGUCAAUAAAGACACUUAUUAUCUUGAUAUUUAUAAUAUCUAUGCUCCUCUUUGUACUUCCACAAAUCUCACUUCAAAGCCCAAAUCAGCUUCGGUGAUGAAUUUUGAUCCAUGUAGCGAUUACUACGUGCAUGCAUAUUUGAACAGAAGAGAUGUUCAAAUAGCCAUGCAUGCAAACGUAACAAAGCUUCCAUAUGAUUGGGAGCCAUGCAGUGAUGUGAUCCAAGGAUGGGCUGACAGUCCACACACUGUCUUACCACUUCUACGUGAGUUCAUGUCUAAUGGUCUUCGAGUUUGGAUUUUUAGUGGUGACAUAGAUGGAAGAGUGCCUGUUACUUCAACCAUUAACUCACUCAAACUCAUGAACCUCACUGUUAAGACUCAAUGGCAUCCUUGGUACUUCGAUGGAGAGAUUGGUGGAUAUACAGAAGUGUAUAAAGGAGAGUUAACAUUUUCGACAGUGAGAGGAGCUGGUCAUCAAGUCCCAAGUUACCAACCUCGUAGAGCUCUUUCACUCAUCAAACACUUCCUUGAUGGCACUGAUCUUCCUGAUACCACAAGAUAUGAUUAAUUGUUUAUUAGUCUUAUCAUAGAAAUAAUUAAUUGUAAUAAGUUCAUAAUUAAUUAUUUCACUUCGCUUAAUUAUAGAAUAUAUAGUUUAUUAA
Cannabis sativa is the source of this 1796-nucleotide messenger RNA. RefSeq names its product serine carboxypeptidase-like 40. Gene Ontology annotation, cellular component: vacuole. The coding region runs from base 173 to 1702 and encodes 509 amino acids. Gene Ontology annotation, molecular function: serine-type carboxypeptidase activity. The record is from RefSeq and is a predicted model, not a curated record. The transcript is spliced from 6 exons. Gene Ontology annotation, biological process: proteolysis. Lineage: Eukaryota; Viridiplantae; Streptophyta; Magnoliopsida; Rosales; Cannabaceae.